Molecule: messenger RNA, 648 nt
Organism: Toxorhynchites rutilus septentrionalis
Lineage: Eukaryota; Metazoa; Arthropoda; Insecta; Diptera; Culicidae
Exons: 1
Coding region: 1-648 (215 amino acids)
Source: RefSeq, a predicted model, not a curated record
AUGACGAAUAAGGAUCUCCGAAUGCUCCAGAAAAAGGAGCGACAACUGAGACAUGUGAUGGAUACAAUAAAGGAGUUUGUGCGAAAUUAUCAUGAAGGUCGAGACAAGCCCCAACUGGAGGCUAGGUUGACCAAAUUGGAUGAGAUCUACGAUUCUUUCUGCAGUACUAGGGCAGAAAUUGAUCUUCUUCUGGAAGACAUCGAUGGUGAUGAUGAGUAUCAGGAAGUUGAUGAAACCGUAGAAGCUCAUGAUCGACGACGAGAUAAGGAAAAUGAAAUAAUCCUCAAGAGUUUCAUUAAUGAAUACUUCUCUCUGAAACAAUCCAUGCAAGCUUUUCAAUCCUCUGCGGGAUCUAGUUCAUCUACAGUUCUUUUAUCAACGCCUGCUCAACAGUUUUCAGCUCCGGCAGUGCGAGUCAAGCUGCCAGAGUUAAAACUUCCAACAUUCAGUGGAAAUUUGCGAGAUUGGUUAUCAUUCAGGGAUACUUUCCGUAAUCUUAUCAUUGACAAUAGCCAACUUUCUGACAUUGAUAAAUUUACGUAUUUACGUACGUCGUUAACAGCGGAGGCAGUCCAGGAAAUCGGAUCGAUCGAAUUAACCGCGGCUAAUUUUUCGUUAAGCGUGGAAUACGUUGGAAUCUCGUUAUGA